Molecule: messenger RNA, 8577 nt
Organism: Electrophorus electricus (electric eel)
Lineage: Eukaryota; Metazoa; Chordata; Actinopteri; Gymnotiformes; Gymnotidae
Gene: plekho1b
Product: pleckstrin homology domain containing, family O member 1b
Biological process (GO): regulation of myoblast fusion
Cellular component (GO): ruffle membrane; muscle cell projection membrane
Source: RefSeq, a predicted model, not a curated record
CUUUUCAGUAGUACGGAACUUAACUACAUCCUUCAUGGCGGCGGUCGUAUAUUGCACCUACUUCAGAAAUGAGUGGAUUUCAGUGUACUUCCCUUAGCCAGUGACAUCAUCGCGAUGGAGGGACAAAGCGGGAGUAGCAUAGCUGCAAGUUCUUCAAACCGAUAGAAGUCUGAAGACACUUAUAACGGCUGGAGGAUAGACUCAGGCGAGGAUGGGUGCACCGAUAUAAUAAGCAGCACUAGUAAAGAUUAGUUUUUUAUCAUUUCUAUUUCUGUUUCACGAUGAAUGCUACGUCCUGAAUGAUAAGAUCCGCGGAUUUAAAACACACUGGAUGGAAGAAGAGAAGGCGGCGAAGUGAAGAGACACGACACCGUAGUUUUUGUCUCGUCUUUAUGUCUUUCCAAAAGCUGGACUUCUUGAAUAAAAGCAAAUACAGAUAGGACUUCAGAAACGGGAUUCUUUCGAGGGAAAUCGGUAAAGCUCAUAAUGAAGAAGAACAAUUCAGCAAAGCGGGGCUUGCAGGACUUCAACCAGCAGCCUGCUCAACCAGACAAAAUUGGGUGGAUUCGCAAGUACUGUGGCAAGGGCCUCUUCAGGGACAUAUGGAAAAGCCGAUACAUUGUGCUAAAAGGAGAAAAACUCUUCAUCUCAGAAAAAGAGGUUAGUUUAGUAAUGGUGAAGGAUGAGAAGAAAAUCCAUGAGGUGGUUGACCUAACAGACUAUGAGAAGUCUGAGGAGCUUCGCAAGGCCAAGAGUCGGACCAAGAAAAACCACAGCAAGUUCACCCUCCUGUGCUCGCAGCAGCCAGGCAACACUGUUCCAAAUCUGGUAUUCCUGGCUGUCAGUCCAGAAGAGAAGGAGUCAUGGAUUAAUGCCUUAAAUAUAGCCAUCACAAGGGCCAAGAACCGCAUCCUGGAUGAGGUUACUGUGGAAGAGGUAAGCUGUCUGGCCCAUCCCACACGGGACAGAGCUAAGAUCCCCCACACUCGACGACUACCUACCCGUGGGCAUCUUUUGGCUGUGGCCUCAACCUGCACAUCAGAUGGCAUGCUGACACUUGACCUUAUUCAGGAGGAAGACGCACUAGCAUCUGAUGAACAGGAGACCUGUGAAAAGAACUUUCUGUGUAAGCAAGACAAAUCUGUGAGUCCUCUCACCUUGAGCCCUGGGGCAGAAAACUGCAAGUUUUCCCACGGUGCUGAGGCUUCAGGGAAGUCCCAGAGCUUGCCGCGAAAGAGCGAGAGCUCCUGGGACUGUGCAGACAUCCAAGGCAGAGUGGCUACAAAGAAGCUCAUAGUGACCGAGAAGUGCCGAUGCGUCUCCAUGGAUGAGAUUCUGUCGCACUCAGAGGUACAGGCCACCAGGGCUGUCAUCCUGCAUAGUCCAUUACCAGCUUCCGCACAGUCAGUUGAACGGCUACAGUACCUGAUCACACAAAAGCUGGAGAGGACACAUGAGCUGCUGAGUGAGGUGCGUGCUCAGGGCUGUGUGGGAAACUGCAGCCUUGCCAAAAACCAGAGUGUGGAGGAGCAGCGGGUGGAGGCUGAGCGGCUGCUGGAGGAGGCCUCCUCGGUGUGGGGGCACGCCCGUGACGUGCUAGGGGAAGUGAAGGAGCUGCGGGCACUGUGCAGGCAGCUGGACUCAGCCUGCUCUACUGGGCUUGCCUCCUCCAUUAGCAACAAACUGAAGAACCCACAGCACACAAGUUACAGGAAGAGCAUGAUGUGAAGCAUGGACAAGGCUGAGGCUUUAGUCAAAGCCUAUUAUGAGAUAAGUUAUUAAUUUAACCAAUACAGUGAUCAGUUUUAAUUUUAAUUGAAAUGCUCCAUUGUCAUAUAAUAUGCCACAGUGAUCUUUGUGUUACACGCAUUUGGGUAAACUCACCAGAGAUCAUUGUGAGAUUUAAGUUACACAAGUCAGUUAUUUUAAAUUGUACAAGUGGACUUUGUUCCUCGAUUACUAGGGCUGAGGGCAUAUAUAAAGUUGAUUGUCACGUGCAAAACCCAAAACAUCAGUGAUGUGCAAGGACUUUGCUGUAAUCUAGGCAUUGUUGUGUGUUCCUGAAACUGCAUGUGCUCAUCAUUCUAACAUGCUAUUUGCUUUAGUAAACCUGGAUCUGGUUUGCUGCUCUUUCUUUGGUGGUUGGGGUUUGCUACCAAGAGUCAGAGAGAAAUAUCCAACUGGGCUCCACUUAGACUGGUUUUAAUCAUAGCAGUUAACUAGGGUGUAUAUAACAGCAGAACUAAUUGAAGUGCCAGCUGUAACUGCUGUGCUGGAGCACUUCAUGAUGUGAACCCAUAUGAAAGACAGCAAGGUAUGCCAGACAGCGGACAUAAUGGGAAAACCACAGUCACCAUCAGCCUGUUACAAUGCGAAUGGUUUCCCUCUUUUGCUUAUACACUGGAACAGUUAUGGUUCAACGAUGCUGCAUGCUCUCUGAACUCUGUUUUUUUUAUACAGACACACAUAUGCACACACACGUACACACAGGAAUGGUUGACAUCAUUAUGUAAUGUACACAGGAUAAGCGAGCUGCAGGCAGCAAUGUCAGCUGGCCUAGAGAAGAGGCUCAUUGUGGAACAGGUGGAGAGAAAAGCCAAUUUGGAAGUUAUGUCAUUUUCUGCUUGAUGUCUUUCUAUGUUCUCUGCACGCUUUCUGCAGAUGUAUCCCCAAAAGCCAUGCGUACUCAUGUUAUUAUGAAUACUGACAAUCUGGUGCCAGUGUGUUGCUCUUGGUUUGGAAGGAGGAAGCAACAGAGCUGCCGUUAGAACUAACACUCGAUGCAGUGAGAAGACUAGGGAUGUCUAUCUUAUAGGAGAUUUGCACUAUAGAACACUGUAAAAUAAGAGUGGUACUGGCAAGCUAUCUUUUAAAGUGUAAGGAACUGAACAGACAAUCCAACACAAACAGCAGCUAAGAAAACAGACAAAGCCAGUCCCUAAGUGGCAUUUCCUAAAAGGCUGGUACGUAGGAAAAAUAAAACUCAAAAACUGCCUUAGUGAACGUUCAGAUGGCACAUACGAUCAGUGUGUCAGUUUAAAGAAUACCGCUCAUGUUUGUCAUAAUCAAAAUCCAACAUCCAGGAUGCCUGCAACAAAAGCAAAGGUGAAUGAAGCAGUGGCACAGGGGCCUUUAAGUCAGACCUGAUCAGCUUGUGCAAAUCUUUGCUGAACUUUGGAAAACUAUGCAAUGUUGCAUAUUGGCCUGAAAUGUAACAGGCAUCAGGAAUUACUGGAAGUGUACAGAAUGGUACUGUACCAGACCAAAGGGUAUGUGUUGCCAGUAUCUAACACCUUGUUUUACAGUUGCUAGCUAAAUGAAGUUUGCACAAAACUGGGUACAAUUUAUUUUGUUCUGUCACUGAGACUUGAUUACAACCAGUGUUAUUUUUUGUACAUUUUACUGUAAAUUGCUUUUUGUAGAGUGAGUAAAGGUAUUCUAGAAUUACUGCUAUUUCCCAAAAUGAUUUACUUUUACUAUGCUUAUCUGAAAAAAAAAAGUUCAGUAUCAUUGUCUGACUCUGGGGUCUCAUGGUAUCAUGUUGAAACCUUGUUAGCAUUUGAAAAUUUAACAAAGCACAAUACAUUUCUGUCCUGGGCAUUUUGGCAGUCUGUGUAAUAGAUAUUCUGUUGACCCACUCAUGAUUCAAGUGCUACCUAACAUUCCUAGACUAAUCAGAGUUUCCUACUAAAUGCAAUGUUAUUGCUAUGAAGAUACUGACAGUUUCUGUAUUUCACAGUUUGACCAGCAAAUGUGCUUUAUUAUGCAUAUGACUGUAACAAAUGAAAGUGAACAUAUUUACUAAAUCAGCUGUUAACUAAUGACAUCCAUUAUCCAAAGUGCCCAGAAACUAUUAGCACCACAGAAAAGUACAUCAGCUCAAUCCUGACAUUGAUCUUUGAUGUUAUGCUAUAGACAAGGCACUGGUUACAGCCAAAUUACUUCUGUACCUACAUAGUCAUGCAUUAAUACAUCACAUCUUUGCUUUUUUAAUGAGAACAAAAAUAUUGUGAAUGCAUAGAACUUAAGAAUUCCUGUAAGCCAUAAUGGAGUUAGAAAUUUUUUUUCUGGACUUCUUGAAUUUUAUUAAAUUAAUUAAUGUAAAUUAGAGGUUAUGUAAUUGGACUCCAGACUGAAUCAUGAGAUGUGCUCCUAGGAGACAUUGUAGACUUUUUCAACUUCCGCUUUUGCCCAGUCUGUUAAAUGUUAAAUGUACUAGGACAAAUGUACUAGGACAAAUCUGAAGAGGUUCCAAAGUGUAGAUUAAUUGCUCUAAAAUAUGUAGGGAAUUAAGCAGGAUAGAGUGACUGGAAUGUUAAUGAUCAUUAGACCCUGAUCGAUUGGGCUCUGAUUCAUGGAUGACAUCACCACCAUUGUGAUGCAGAAUGGUCAGACUGCUGGAAAUACCUUUUUAUUGCAUACACCUUAAUUGCAUAGGUUUACCUGAUUAGGCUACCUGGAGGUAGGGAACAAUUUGUGAAAUUCAUUCCUCCCCUCAACUCUCAUUAGCUCAUUAGUCUGAAUGUAUUACAGCAAAGCUGGAUAGAGUUACUUGUGAAUAUAUAAAUGUAGCUGUUGCACUUAGGUUUUUAUGCUCAGGACUGGUACAUCUCUGAUAUACUUGAGACACAUUUGUGCAAUUAAAAUAUUCUAACUCCAUAACUCCAUUCAAUGUUUAUUGAGUGAAUGUGUAUUACAUUUUGACAGCAAUAGUAACAUAAUUCUUUAGCUAUGCCAAAGACAUUCAGCAGACCAAUGCUCCGAAGCCGAUUUCAAUCAAUUACAAUAAUUUAUUAAGGAAGGUAGGUACACAAAUAGUUUGUUCUUUUUUUUUUAGUAGUCUUUCUGUUCAUAUACUGUUGUCUUGAUCAGUAACAAGACAGAAAAUGCAAAAUAUGGCCAAAAAAACCCAUUUAGUUCUGUGUGAAUAUAUCACCACCAGAAUAUAAAAUUAAUUUAUUUUACUCAUGUGGCUCUAAAACGUGCUGAAUACCCUUACAUUGAGGGCUUUUUUUCUUUAAAUGCUCAAGAACCAUAUAAUUUUGCUGUAUAUAAAAUAUAUUGGGUUUUACUUUGUAGUAAACAGCCUGUAGCUAUCCCCCUAAACAACCAAAGCAAAAAAAACAACAACAAAAAACAUUACCUACCAUUAGAUUUCAAGACACAAGACUUUAAAUUCCAGUGUACAUAGAAAAGAUUUUAUUUGAUGAAGGCAUUUGUUGUUACUAAAACCUUACAUUUCUUAACUGAUCUGAAUAUUCAUUUGAAAUAAAAGUUUUAAAGUCCUAAUGACAUGUAACAAUGUACCUAUUUUAUGAUUUUAUUAAACUGCUGUAGUGGGUACAGGUAAUCCACUUAAACAUCACUGAAAAAUAUGUUCAUUCAAUUCCAGACAGUGUUAAUAAGAAAAUAAUUUAAACAAAUCAACACCACUCAGUAGUGUACAGGUGUAAAGAUGCAGUGAAUGUUGUUAAUCUAGUAGAGAAUGGUGCAAUGGUAUGAAUUCUAAGUAAAUGUUACAUACAUACAUAGCAUAACAGAACCAGCAGCUAAUGAGAUUUGUGCAAGUUGUGAGCAGGAGCCAACUGACUGGUGACAUUGCACUAUCUGAGGCAGGAGUACGUCAGCAACACACUCAAGGGGUGGGAGGCUGUAAGUGUAAGUGUACUGGUGCCGGAGCUCUGGCACCAGACUGCUUCUGCUUCUAAUGAUUAUCAAUUCUCAGUCUGAAAACAUUUCAACUUUGUGACUAAUAGGGGAGUUAAAUUGUACUUAAAACAACAGUUAACCUACCGCACUUUCUAGAAUAUUUUGCACUUUGAAUAAACCUGACCAAAAAUUAUAAUACAUUACUUAAUAACACUACUAUUCAUCAAAUAUGUUAUUGAAGGUUUUUGGUCCUUAUUUUUGAAUUUAUUUUUCGCCCAUCUCCCCUAUAAAUUAUCUUGAAUAAAUAAACAUUUAGAUUUUUGCAAUAAUCCUGGUGUAAGUACCAGUUGAUAAGUAAUAAAGAUAUUUUAUCAUAGCUGGAUUAUUUUACAUUUAACCAUGGUGGCAAUAAUUCUGGCAGAUGCUGUAAAAUGUGUCACACUACAACACACAAACACAUUAGGGGUAGCAUAGCCAAGAAUGACUGUAGAACUAUGAAAAAUCUUUGAGGAAGUUUGUGCAUUAAAAACAAGUAUCUUGGUUGAGCUCAUUUUUUAAUGCAGAAGUAGAAUUGUCUUUUACACAUAGCAAAGCACAGCCAUUUUUACUGCCCACUUAUCACUUUAAAGGAAUAUCAAAUAAUCCAUUUUAGGGUGAUGAUUUUUUUUAAAGCAUUCUACUGGCCACUUGGAUGAACGAGCUAUCCAUAAGUGUAUAAAAUAUGAAAUAACCAGACAAUGCCUUCUGGGAUUAUUUGACUAGUGAAUAAUUGGGAAUGACUGCUGAGGUAGUAGCAAACUGUAAUUAAUCUUUUGGACUCUAGCAAAGCUGUUCAUUACAUCCCAUGUAUGCUCUCAUAGGUUGUGACCAGGGCACUGGUGAAAGGUUCAAAUAACUGUGACUUAAAAGAGUACACAGACAAAUAUCAUCCUGCAUAAUUCAGCACUUUUAUGCACAAGUGCCUAACAUUUCUAAAGCUAAUAUUAUGCCAGGAGCAUAAUAAUGAAUAGAACUGUACACAUAUGCUUUUACGAUGUAUUAUAUAUUAUUAGAAUUUAUGUCAAUUCAAGUGAAAAACUAUUUAUUUUGAAAGGGGAAAAUCAUUGUACAAUUGUGAUAAUGCUUUUUCUAGACUGUUGUCUUUCAUAACUAUCACUUGACCAACAAAGUUUUUAUUUUUGUUUGUCAUAAAUGAACAGUCAAAGCGCUGUCUGUGCUUUGUUUGCUGUGUCUGAUAUUUGAGCACCAGGUGUCCUCUGGAAGGGCUGAAGGUCAGUGCAGGGCCACAGGCAUUUAUGAGAUCAGCCAUUAAAUCAGAAAAUAUUGCAUUUUCCAUUCCAAAGCUUGCUUUUUGGAUGGGUAUAUGGACUGCAUGAAUUCAGACAGUUAUGGCCCAGACAAGUCAGCCACCCUUUAUCUCUGCUUGAAGAAUCAUAAGCUCUAGAGCUAUAUAUCUGCAGUAUUGCUAGAGUUCUACAUAAUGCAGUGUAACAGUCUGCUUAACGAAAGUCAGACAGACGUAGGUGUAGCCUCAUUUUAUCAUCUCUAGCACCACCUGCUCACAAAUCUAAUCGCUACAUAUUACAGGAGGCAACUGCCCUUUCAUGUUUUAUCGAUUUGACCAAUAGGGGCUGGUAGUUUUACACAGCAUACUUUAUAAACCGUCUUAUGCAGAACGUUUAGGCGAGAAUUGCUCCUCUUUUAUUAAUACAACAAAGGACAUUUUUAAGCCAACAAUGUAUGUACAACUGUGAAUUACAAUGAAUUACAAAGUCAAACAAUGUGGACGUAAGUAAGCAAUAGAUGGCAAGAUUUUUUGGAAAGCGCUGAAACCUCCAUCUAACACAUUUUGAAGACGUCACGUUCACCAGUUUAAUAAGCAGUCACUAGGAGGUAGGAAGUAGGAAUGGCGAUGGCAGAUCUUACGAGGGAUGUAGACAGUUCCUCACAUGCAGGUGCUUAAAUGUAAUUUAAAAAUAAAACAACAACAACAACAACAACGAGGGUGAGGGUAGGGCAUUUACAGUGUCAGGCUGUCCCUGAAAUAAUGUCUCUGGCAUAAUUUUCCUAGAUGGUGCUAUGUCCAGUGCUGGGACGGCUGUAUCUACGAAAAACAAAUCUCGUGUUAACAUUAAAAAAAACCAUCCCGUGUUCAGGAUCCACACAGCUAUUAGCACUCAAAUUACGUGUUAACUGAAGCAAAGAAAGGCAUGAAUUGUGCCAGAAGAAACUUACAAAUGCACCUCUGAUUCCAGUCACGUUGCAGGGCGACGUGAAAGACCUCAAAUGCACCCAGGUUAGGAACGCACUGCGCACAUUUUAAAUAAAUGCACGCUAUUUAGGGAACGUUGUUAAGGUGUAAUGUAAUCCUCCUAGUAAUAACCAUAUUUAAAAAAAAAUUAGCAGUAGUGUAGGUUAUUUUUCUGCAACUGUAUCCUGAUUGUAUCCUGAUUACGUAACGCCAUUACAUCUUAGGUUUAUUCCGUUGCUGCUCAACCCUGGCAAUAUCAUACCCAGCCUCAGUUAAUAAGCCAGCACCAUAUAAUCUUGCAGAAACAAAUAUGCACAUAACCAAUAGCUAAAAAAGCACCAAACUAUUAUCUAAUUCUUCUGAUUAUUAUUAUUAUUAUUAUUAUUAUUAUUAUUAUUAACAUCAUACAUCUAAAGCUGCCAAAAUGUCAUCUGUUUUGAAUCUUCUAGACCUUUUGGCAGCCUUUGACACAGUAAACCACAACAUUCUUCUCUCUGUUCUCCCCAGGCUUGCUGUGACUGGCUGUGCAUGGAAAUGGUUUCAGUCCUCUCAGGAAGGACGGUCCUGUCAGGUGAAAUGGAGAGGAUGCACAUCCAAACCAUAUAGACUCUCCACUGGUGUUCCACAGGGCUCAGUAUUGGGCCCCAUUCUCUUGUCUUUGUAUACUCAUUAUCUUC